Molecule: messenger RNA, 2084 nt
Organism: Cucurbitaria berberidis CBS 394.84
Lineage: Eukaryota; Fungi; Ascomycota; Dothideomycetes; Pleosporales; Cucurbitariaceae
Exons: 2
Coding region: 84-1631 (515 amino acids)
Source: RefSeq, a predicted model, not a curated record
CGACUUCCCGUUGCACUGCGCCAGCACCAAUUCCACCUCCGCCUGGCCUGCGCACUCCCGCCUCGAGGCAGUCGCAUAUUACUAUGGCUCCGUUUCGGAGUAGAGACCGGUCCAACAGAUCAGGACGCGGUCAGAUAGAGCACAAUGUUUUAGAAGGACUUCCUAUCAAUCAGUACCGGGAAGUUGAGAUUACCAUUGAACCGAACUCGGCCGACAACAAGCCUGUGGACAAGGGCGCCUGGCCUGAACUGCCCAUGCCACGAGACUCACACAUGUUACCUGAUCAUUCACAACAGCUACUCCGUGCUGCGCGAUCUGGAAAGAUAUACAGGCCUCCCGCACCACCAGAAGACGACAAUGAGAUGAAAGAUGAGGAAGAGGAGAGCAAGGAGGUGCAAACUGGAUUUACCGUCAAGAAGUAUGCCAAGGUAGCACGGCACCUUGAGGCGCCGGAGCCAGAGUAUCUUGCGAAAAGAAGGAAAGGCCUUCCAUCACCGUACUCAAAUGGGCAGGUGGCGCAAGCUGCGCUGAGAGAAACUAAAAUCAAGAAGCUGGAUGCGGACGGCAAUGUGGCUGUCUACAAAGUCCUCGUACCCGAAGGUCAAGCGGUGGAGGGCGAGGUUCAGCCUACAGAUGCUGCGGUUGAGGUGGCGCCAGCUACUGCUGCACCCGGCACGGUUGUGGAAGGCGUUGGGGUUGUGAAUGCAGAGGGCGUCGUGGUAGCCAACGAUAUCUUGCAACAGACACCACCAAGGAGACGGCCACCCCCACCGAAAAAGAAGCGUGCAGGCCCUGGUCGUGGAAAGAAGAGAGUGGUGUUUGCUGAAGGUGCCACGGAACAAAACACGCCGACAUCCAACCCUGGAAGUGACCGCCCUGCCGUUUUCGGAUUGAAGCAGGAAGAUGGGUCUGUGGCGCCAUCCGAUGGAGGGGAUACUCCAAUGGUCGAUGCUGGUGGAGACGAAGAGGAGGGUUCUGGGGAGGAGGGUUCCGAGGACGAAGACCAAGACCAAGACAUGGAACACACCUCAACGCCGGCCACUCCUUCGCGACCAACCUCUGCACAUACAAGCGUCUCAGGGUUGGAUACUGCAGAUGGAAAGGAUGCUCCUCCGGAAGGACUCGCUGCUCCGGUAUCUGCAGUGACAGCUUCCGUCGAGACCUCUCAGUCUCUCGUAGAGAAUGAUACAUCUGCGCUACCAACGUCCGUACCCGAAACGAUGGAGCCAAGCGCAGGGCGUGACCUCUCGAGCUCACCAGACUUGCCAUUGUCUGCAGUCUCUCACAGUCGACAAAACUCGCUCAAUCAGAUGCCGACCUCUGCGACGACCAUCGAGCCUUCGGUUCCUGAACCUACUCCGAACGAGACUACAGUCCCAGCAUUGCAGUCUGAACUUGCACCUGAGCCAGUAGCCAUGCCUGAGCCGGUAGCCAUGCCUGAGCCAGUAGCUAUGUCUGAGCCAGUAGAUGCGCCUGAGCCAGUAGACGCGCCUGAACCAGCAGCUGCACCUGAACCAGAACUUAUUCAAGCACCGCCUGUUGUCCCCUCUGCCCCGCCAUCAGAGCCAGAUCUGCUAGGCAGCUUGGAGAGACAGCUUGAGAAGGAUAGUGAGGACAUGGCGGGUUUAUAACCCACUUUGCUCCUUAUCACUGCUAGUUGUGAUUCUCCAAAGAGGUGUUUUGUAUAAAUACGUUUGUAUUGGCUUGGCUUGGACUGGCAAAGGUGUUUCUAUUUCGUCAGCGACAAUGCAAAUACACUAUCAUUUCGAUCAAGUCUACUUUGUACAUGAUACGGCUGUCAAUACAGUCAACUUGUCAUGUGUUUGAUUGGAAGUUCAUACGCCGUAACCCCACAUUGGUAACCCGCUACGUCAUCUCAAGCUUUCCCCGUCGGAAAGCAUUUAAGUUGGUGUUCUUGAACCCAGCCAGUAUCUAGUCCCAACUCCCGAACCACCAAUACCACGUCAUUUCAAACUUUGCCCGUCGGGAAGUAGCACGCAUACCCCUCGCGGUGCACCACAUCCUUCACUACACCAGUCUGGGAAUGAUUAGCUAGCGUAAUCAGUGCAGACAGACAACGGAGC